CUCGCUUCAAGUUCCCUCCCUCGCUCUCUGGGGAAGCCUGCCUGAGUCCUCCCAUUCGGUGCAGACUGAACCCUCGAAGGCCGCCUGCUAGCCAGGGCUCUCCACGGCCUUGCGUCCUGGGCCCGCUGGUCGCUGCUCCGGCAGGUCCACUCUCUGCUCGUGGCCCCGCUGAGGCGGUGACGAGGACUAGGCAGCCCCUGCGACUCCUGCAGCUCCCUCUCGGCCCUCCAGAGGCACCGGCAGCCCAGAUCCUGUCUCUCCCUGCCCGACUCCCUCUCCGCCAUCCCCGGGAACCUGGCGCUAGGCUCAGCCUACACUGCCCGGGAGAGUAACAGAGAAAUCCCCAAUUGGAUAUCUAGAGCACUUGCCUUUGUUGUUCUGAGCCUUGGAUUGGAAGUUAGCAACACUUUCUAAGGCCUGAAAGGGAAAUAAAAGUUUAGGAUGCUGAUGGCAUGGAGUCUGUCUCUUCCUGCCUCUGCCCUUCCCUCCUCCCUGCUGCCUCCUGCCUCCUUUUGAGAUGGACUUUGAGCAACACGCUGUCUGCCCCUGCUCUCACAGUGUUCCUGUGCAGUGGCCUGAACUACUUUGGAGGUCCUGAUGGGAAUUCAGAUAACAGCAGUAACUAGCGUUGAACAACAAUGCCACUUCUCCCGCCCUUUCUGCCAUUGCGACUUGCAUUGUGGUAGACCCCUCUCCGUGUAUUACACACCUAAAGGAGGGAGCUGCCAGCCCCUCUGUUGGAAUUUGCAGUGGUACAUCUCUGCUAUUGACUUAAAUCUACUGUUUAAAUGGUUUCGUCAAUGUCCUUUGCUACAUCUUUUCUCAGCUCAUUUGAGAUACCUCUUGCUGCAGAGUACUUUCAGAAAGGAAGUCUUCCCUGUGACUUCUGCCUGCCAUCCAUAAAAUACUCAUUCCUUUCAACUCUGCCUGCAGUUGAACACAAAGACCUAGAGGAGACUCCCACAUCCUCGGGGAGAAGAAAGGAGGAGGCGGAGCAGAUUCGAGGAACUUGUGGCUUGUGGCCUUUUUGUACGGGGGCUGCCUGAAAGGGGGAACGUGACUUAAAGACAAGGCGGCGGUUAAUGGGCUGUGAGAUGAGGCGCUGCUCCUACUGCCGCUGCUGACACUGAGGUUCCAGGGUCCGUCUGCUGCCCUUUGUGCUCCGUGUACAUGUGUCUAUUCAGCGCAUCCGGAGGCGCCCAGAAGAAAAUCCAACACGGCCGCCGGGGAGAGACCACCCACCAUGCCCACGGAGACCCUACAGACAGGUAGCAUGGUGAAACCGGUCAGCCCCGCGGGCACCUUCACCUCCGCAGUGCCCCUGCGCAUCCUCAACAAAGGGCCCGACUACUUUCGCAGGCAGGCUGAGCCCAACCCCAAAAGACUCAGCGCUGUGGAGAGACUGGAAGCGGACAAGGCCAAGUAUGUCAAGAGCCAGGAGGUCAUCAACGCAAAGCAGGAGCCAGUGAAGCCUGCGGUGCUGGCCAAGCCCCCAGUGUGCCCGGGUGCCAAGCGCGCACUGGGCAGCCCCACGCUCAAAGUGUUCGGGCCCAACGCCAAGACCGAGAGCGGAGUGCAGAGGGAGACCCUGAAGCUCGAGAUCCUGAAGAACAUCAUCAACAGCUCGGAAGGCUCCAGCUCGGGCUCGGGCCACAAGCACAGCUCGCGAAACUGGCCCCCUCACAGGCCAGACACCACAGACCUGCACCGGCACUCCUUCGCUGAGUCCCUGAAAGUCUACCCGACGCAGGGCCGCGGGAGCCCGCAGGAGAGCAGUUCCCACGUGGGCAGGAGGCUGCUGGAGCAGACGGCAGAGUCCUUCCUCCACGUCUCCCACAGCUCCUCCGACAUCCGCAAAGUGACCAGUGUGAAGCCCCUAAAAGCGAUCCCCUGCAGUAGCUCCGCCCCUCCGCUGCCUCCCAAACCCAAGGUGGCCGCCCUCGCCACCAUGAAGUCCCCCGAAGCUGACCCGGUGGAACCUGCUUGUGGAGUCAGCCGAAGGCCCUCCCUGCAGCGGUCGAAGUCGGACUUGAGUGACAGGUAUUUCCGGGUGGACGCAGACGUGGAGAGGUUCUUCAACUACUGCGGACUGGACCCAGAAGAGCUGGAAAACCUUGGCAUGGAAAACUUUGCAAGGGCUAAUUCCGACAUCAUAUCCCUCAACUUCCGCAGUGCAAGCAUGAUCAGCUCAGACUGUGAACAGUCUCAGGACAGUAACAGUGACCUUAGAAAUGAUGACAGUGCCAAUGACCGGGUGCCAUAUGGCAUUUCUGCCAUCGAAAGAAAUGCUAGGAUCAUCAAGUGGUUAUAUAGCAUCAAACAAGCUAGAGAGUCACAGAAGGUCUCCCACGUGUAAGAGCAAGUGCGUGCGAAGGAGGGAGGGGUGGGUCUCUGUCUGUGCAUCCGCAGUUGUGAAGGUUGUGAGGUCUCCUUGAAGUGUUGUGAGCUUCUCCACUCUCUUUGUGUUGCUUGUUGUGCAAUGUUUUCAAGUUGCAUGCCUGUCAACAUGGGGACUGACCUGGCGUCCACGUCAACCGUGGCUGCAGAGCCUGGCUGAACACACGGUCCUCUGCCAAACGUUUCCAGCCAGAAUCUGAUUAGGGCUUUGAUCUCAAGCUAAACUGUUUACACGAAAACGGUAUACAACUUCUUCAAUAUUUAUGUGGUUCUUGUGUUUUCUAUCCCACGCUAUUGUGUCUUAAUUAAAAGUUUUAUCAACUGGCUUUUAAAUUGAGAGUAGAAUCUUUUUGAAAUAAAAAGCCAAUUUGCCUACAUGUGAGACCAAAACAAUGGGGAAAUAAACGGGAUCUGCUAUCAAGCAGAGAGAGUGACUGACCUAAGAUAGAACCAGGCUGGGUUUUCUGAGGAAGAAAGUGGUAAGCCUGAUGUUAAUCACGUACAUGUUGCAAUUCUCUUGCCACUUGCUUAAAGUAAUGAUUGGGCAACAAUGCUACAUUCUGUCUCCUAUUCAGUGUGUAAAUAAAUAUCAGUGGUUCUGUGUAAUACUGACCCCAAGAAAAGACAGUCAGAUACAGUGAAGGUGAUUAGAUCUGGGAGGUUGAAUAUCCGGGGUAUUGUUGAUGUUUUUCUGAUUUGGGUUCAUUCAGAAAUUUCUACUAUUAAUCUUUUGACAGGAAUGACCUCUCUAAACCUGUUACUUGAUGUCUUAAAUUUUGGGGAGGUUUGGGUUUUUUUUGGUUUUUUUUUUGCUCAAUAACUAAUUCCAUGCUGAUUCCCUACUUCCCUUCCAUUGUUGUUUUAUCUGGAAGAGGGAAGUGGGGUUUGUGCAGGUUUGCACUUUCUGAAGACAUGAACACAAAUGGAAAUACCAGCCAUAUCAGUGUAUAGAGCCUCCUCUUCAACAGUGCACACCUUUGGUAGCUGAACCAUAACUGAGCAGUGUGAUUGUGUUGUCUUGCAUAUGUUAUUCUCUCAAGCUGUGGACUUUGGUUACAGCCCUAUGAAACUGUAGAAACACAAUGCUAUGUAGCUCCCCCCACUCCAUGGUGUCUAGUGCUGCAUAUCGACUUGUUCCCUUUUUUCCCCAAUAACCUGUCUUCCAGUUGGCUGUCAACCAGCUGACAGCUGUGGUGUGGUAGCAGAGAGGGACAUGUGCAGCGGCCUACUUCACUGCUCUUGUAGUUAUGCUCUGAAGUUCGGGAGCACUACCACAGACUUUGUCAGCUCAUAAGAAACUUUUUAUUGUGUAAAUGCUGUAAGACUUUGUACAUACUUCAGUUGUUAUGGAAUCUUGAAGAAAAAAAAGAAAAAGUUAUGCUAAUAAAUAGCCCUGGUGCAGGCA
This is a messenger RNA of Phyllostomus hastatus (greater spear-nosed bat), 3802 nucleotides long. RefSeq names its product family with sequence similarity 110 member B (gene FAM110B). The coding region runs from base 1244 to 2356 and encodes 370 amino acids. The transcript has 5 exons. The record is from RefSeq and is a predicted model, not a curated record. NCBI's taxonomy places the organism in Eukaryota, Metazoa, Chordata, Mammalia, Chiroptera, Phyllostomidae.